Neltuma alba is the source of this 954-nucleotide messenger RNA. RefSeq names its product cyclin-U1-1. The transcript has 2 exons. The coding region runs from base 197 to 889 and encodes 230 amino acids. The record is from RefSeq and is a predicted model, not a curated record. Gene Ontology annotation, biological process: regulation of cyclin-dependent protein serine/threonine kinase activity. Lineage: Eukaryota; Viridiplantae; Streptophyta; Magnoliopsida; Fabales; Fabaceae. Gene Ontology annotation, molecular function: protein kinase binding.
CUUCCACACCCUAUCAUCCCAUCAUCAGAUUCUCCCAAUAUCAAAGAUACUAAAUUUCUCCAGUGACAGAGCAUAUGUGAACGUGUCAACCAUCCACUGAGGGGUUUCCCCAAAACCAGAUAACGAGCAGACAUGAAAAUGAAACUCUGUUCAAACUCCGACAAUGAACAUCCUCAACUGUAGCUCCCUGGCCUAAAUGUUAGCAGCCGGCGAGUACAGCAACCAUACCGGCCGGCAGCUGCAGCCGGAGACGAGCCAGAGCGAGCUGAGCUUGCCUAGAGUGCUCUGUGUUCUGUCUUCGAUGAUAGAGAAGCUAGUGGCACGAAAUGACAAGCUCGUGGACGGCGACGGGCUGUGCUGUGGCUCUGUGAGACCCGGAAAGAGCUUGAAAGCCUUUCAUGGCGUAAGAGCACCGAGCAUAAGCAUACCCAAGUAUUUGGAGAGGAUUUACAAGUACACUAGUUGUAGCCCGUCUUGCUUCGUGGUUGGUUAUGUGUAUAUAGACAGGCUCAUACAUAGGCAUCCUGACUCGCUUGUGGUAUCCUUGAACGUACACAGGUUGAUAGUUACCAGCGUCAUGAUUGCUUCCAAGAUGCUGGAUGAUGUACAUUAUAAUAAUGCCUUUUUCGCUCGAGUGGGAGGAGUGAGCAACGCUGAAUUAAACAAGCUCGAAAUAGAGUUGCUGUUUCUAUUGGAUUUUGGAGUGAUGGUAAGCUCUCGGGCUUUCGAGAGCUACUGUUUGCACUUAGAAAAAGACAUGCUUGUGAAUGGAACAGGUCUGGAAAUUGAGAGGGCAUUGGUAGCCAACGCUGUGGAUGAGCCUGAUGAGACGACCGAAAUAUCAGUUGAAGAUCGUUUAAACUCUUCCCCGUCUCAAAUCGUGGACUGAUCUUGAGUCUUUCGUUUUGCUGAAUUUUGGCUGCAGAUUAUCAGCAGUUUCGUUCUUCUUUUUCA